Messenger RNA from Passer domesticus (house sparrow), 2410 nucleotides. It is a transcript of the gene PAIP2B, whose product is annotated as poly(A) binding protein interacting protein 2B. The transcript has 4 exons. Gene Ontology annotation, biological process: negative regulation of translational initiation. The coding region runs from base 106 to 483 and encodes 125 amino acids. The record is from RefSeq and is a predicted model, not a curated record. NCBI's taxonomy places the organism in Eukaryota, Metazoa, Chordata, Aves, Passeriformes, Passeridae. Gene Ontology annotation, molecular function: mRNA regulatory element binding translation repressor activity. Gene Ontology annotation, cellular component: cytoplasm.
GUGCUGUCCAAUGGGAGGCGUGGGCGUGGCCGCGGCGGGAGGGGCGGGGCGCGGCGGCGGCUGAGGGCGCGGAGCGGCGGCGGCCGGGCCGGAGAGUCCCUGAGGAUGAAUGGCUCCGAGCUCGCCGGCAGCACGGCGCCCGGCCCCGCAGCCACGGGGGAGCCGGGCGGGAGCGGGCGCCCGGAGCAGGAGAGCAACCCCUUCGCCGAGUACAUGUGGAUGGAGAACGAGGAGGACUUCGACCGGCAGGUGGAGGAGGAGCUGCAGGAGCAGGAAUUCCUGGAUCGCUGCUUCCAGGAGAUGCUGGAGGAGGAGGACCAGGACUGGUUCAUCCCGGCGCGGGAUCUUCCCCAGGGAAUGGCGCAGCUCCAGCAGCAGCUCCACGGCCUCUCCGUGGGGGACGGGCACGGAUCCGAGGACAUCCUGAGCAAAAGCAACUUGAAUCCAGAUGCCAAGGAAUUCGUUCCCGGAGUGAAAUACUGACCUCGGAAAUUCGGGAAUGGCCUGGCCAGAGACUGAUUCCCUGCUCCAGGGAAAAGUUGGGACAUGGGAAGAGCCCGGAGCGGCUCCAGCACCGGGAUCUGCUCCAGCUCCAAGUACUUCUGGUUUUCCCUUUUUUUUUUUUUUCCUUUUUGUUUUUUUUUUUUUUCCUGGCUUUUCCUCACUUUUUCUUGGCAGUUUUUGGCUUCCUGGGAUUUGUGGCGACCCCGCCAGCGGGAAAAUCUUGGAAAAAAAUCAUGGAAAAAUCACGGGAAAAUCUUGGGAAAAUCGUGAAAAAAAAUCACGGAAAAAUCAUGGAAAAUCCUGGGAAAUCAGUCAUGGGAAAAGCACAGAAAAAUAAUGGGAAAAUCAUGGAAAAAUCAUGGAAAGUCAAGGGUGGGAAAAUCUGGUUUUCCUGCUUUUGGAGGAUUUUUAGGAUUGGGACUGGUUUUCCCCUGGUUUUCUGGAAUGGGAUUUUCCCUGAUUUUUCUGGAACGGGAUUUUUCCUGCUGGAAGUGAAGGGUUCCAAGGUGCAAUCCCGAAAUUCCUCCAUAGGGAAGCUGAGCAGGGGGAUCCUGCCAAUUCCAGAGGUUUUUGGGGAAACCUGGAUUUCCCCAAAUUCCUCUUCCCCUUAAGGAAUUCCUCAGCGUAUCCAACACUACAGCCCUAAUUCCUCACGGGCGAAAAUCCAAGGAAAACUGAAUUCCUGGGAAAAGAGAGGGGUCCUCUGUUGGGAUGAGGGAUAAUUUGGGAUGUGGUGGGAAUAUCCUGGUGCUGGUCCCUUUUCCGAGGACCCUGGAGAUUUUGAUCCCAGGAAUUUCCUUCCCCAUCCAUGGGAGCUGCAGCUCCCUAAACCCUGGCCACUCCCAAGGUUCUAAAAGUUUCAGAAAUCCAAGGAAAUCAGGAGCUCCUUGGGAUUGGGAAUCCCUAUCCAAGGAAACCAGGAACUUUUUGGGAUUGGAAAUUCCUGUCCAGGGAGAGCAGGAGCUUCCAAAGGUCAGAAACCCUUUCCAGGGAAAUCAGGAUCUCUUUGGGAUUGGGAAUCCCUAUCCAGGGAAAAGUGGGAGCUUCCCAAGGUCAGAAAUCCCUAUCCAAGGAAAUCAGGAGCUCCUUGGGAUCGGGAAUCCCUAUCCAGAGAAAUUAGAAACCUUUUUGGGAUUGGAAAUCCCUCUCCAGGAAAAGUGGAGCUUCCCAAGGUCAGAAAUCCCUAUCCAAGGAAAUCAGGAGUUCUUUGGGAUUGGGAAUUCCUGUCCAGGGAAAUCAGGAACUUUUUGGGAUUGGGAAUGUCUAUCCAAUAGAGAAAUCAGGAUUUUUUUGGGAUUAGAAAUCCCUAUCCAGAGAAAGCAGAACUUUUUGGGAUUGGGAAUCCCUACAGAGGAAGAAGAGGAUCUCCUUGGGGUCGGGAAUGCCUGCUCAGGGAAAGCAGGAGCCUCCCAGGGUUACAAAGCCCAUCCCUGGAAAACGGGACCUUCUCGGGGUGGGAAAUCCCAGACCAGGGAAGGCAGGAGCGUUCCAGGCUCCCAACCCCUUUUCCAGGGAAGGAGGGAGCUGCAGGGCCGGGGAUCCCGGGAGAGCAGCCCCACUGCCCUGCUCAUCCCUGCCAAUCCCCGAGCCGAGCAGCUCACGGAUCAGCGGGAUCGGCGCCGCCGGAGCGCCAACAGGGCUGAGCUCAUGGAAUUCCGGCACGUCCCGCUUUCCCAGCCCCCCUGGAAGCAGCAGCCCCACGGAAAUCCCACCCUACAAACCCCAUUUGGGGCCGUUUUUGGCUGGGCAGGACGGGAUGCAUCCCCUGGAGCGAGCCCACGUUUUCACCUCCUCCUUUUCCCGGUUUUCCUUGGAUUUCUCCCCCAGUUCCCUCCUUUCCCCACCCCCCCCAAUGCUGUAAAUUUCAAACGAGGUGUUAUCCCAAAUAAACUUUUUUUGGAAGGGA